UCUGGGAGCCACUCUCUUCACGCUGACAAAAUUUUGGGAGGGAGAAACAAACAUCGCCGUCGAACCGAACAAAUCUACACGUUCAAACUGGCGUUUUAUCAAGAAAAGAACCAGCAAUGCGGAUCCUCCCGUUUGAGGGGUACAUGCAUGCGCUCAAUAGAACGUGAGCUGUUAUCCCCAGAUAACAUGACCGGCACCUCCUUUUUCUCUCCUGUGGUCACGACGAGCUCGGUUUUUUUUGUAGGCACGGCUCAUCCUACUAUUCUCAGCAAAGGCUUUGCCCAUCUCAUGUUUUAAAAAAAAAGUACCAAAAAAUUAACAUAGGCGCGCAUACGGCUUUAAAGUUUUCCAAGAACACAAGUAGGCUUCACGCGCAUUACUCCCCGUCAAGUUUCCAAUCAUCGAUCAUCGGUAAAACUGCCACACGAUACGCCGGAAGAGGAGAGGAAAUUCACUGUUCAGAAAUGAAUGUGAAAAAAAAAAAAAAAAGUUAAUGAGGUUCGCGUACAACGCGUAACAACCUCGGACCCCCAGCGGGAUAUUGUCCCUCUGCAACGCGCUCUCUGCUGCGCUUCCCUGUACUUUUGCCACCCACUGCCUUGAGCCAAAAUAAAUACCGGCUCAAGAUAAAAACUCGUAUAUACCAUCCCUCCAAUGAUUUGCGCAUGGAACGAGGCAUGUGGGUUGCACGUGACUGGGAGUUUUUAACAGCUGAAGGGGCCUCAUUAAAGUCCGCCAUCAUUAAUUCCUCGCUGGGGCGUAGGUGAGAGUGUUUUAUUACCAGCGUACCAUGGUGGUUAUGGAUUUGGCCAGAGCUCACCGACAAAACACCCUGCACAAAUUUCUCAUGUACAUUCUACACUGAGUCCUCUCGCCCCCCCUUUUAAUCCCCCCCACCCACUCUGCUCUCUCUUCAACAAUUCAUUCAUUUCUCGUCGGUGCACUUUUCUGACAUGGUUCAGUCGAAGAAAUUUAGGGGAGUCCGACAGAGGCACUGGGGAUCCUGGGUGUCUGAAAUACGUCACCCCUUACUGAAAAGAAGGGUUUGGCUUGGCACGUUCGAGACUGCUGAGGAGGCUGCUCGUGCUUAUGACGAGGCCGCAGUGCUGAUGAGCGGCCGCAAUGCCAAGACCAACUUCCCGGUCCAGAAAUCUGGCGACGCCCAACCUGGGGAGAAAUCAUCUGCCAAUGCUAAUUCCAGCAGCAACCUGUCCGAGGUCCUGAGUGCCAAGCUGAGGAAAUGUUGUAAGGCUCCAUCCCCAUCCCUUACCUGCCUCAGGCUCGACACUGAGAAGUCACACAUUGGAGUCUGGCAGAAGAGGGCUGGCGCCCGUGCUGAUUCCAACUGGGUCAUGACGGUCCAGCUCGGUAAAAUGGAGCAACCGGCACCGCCAAAAGAAGAUGCAUCGCCGUCUCCUUCGUCAUCAGCUGCAGGUGAAGGAACAUCGAGUCAGGGUAUCGGAGAAUCAGGAAUAGAUGAAGAGGAAAGAUUAGCAUUGCAGAUGAUUGAAGAGCUACUCAACAGGAACUGCCCAAAUUCCCCUGCGCAGGGCCAAGACAACUUUUUCAUGUAGUUUCGGUCAGUUUCAGGCCUGAGAUUUGGUCGGUGGGCUCCCCAUUGUUAGGUGGUGAAUAACAACACAUUAUAUCUAUUAUACACAUAAAAUAUCUCUUUCAGAGUUAAUUAUGAAGCUCAUCAAAGUCUAGCUACACGUAAGAGCCUUCCUGUAAUAUAUUUGUUUGUAUUGUGUCUAAAGGGAAGUGUGUUAUACGCUGCUUUCAGUUUGAUAGGUACAGGAGUGUAUUGUUUAUGUAUAAUAAAAGUACUUAAGAGUGAUAUAGAAGAACCUUUGCCUUA
Messenger RNA from Asparagus officinalis (garden asparagus), 1858 nucleotides. Its product is annotated as ethylene-responsive transcription factor WIN1. The transcript is spliced from 2 exons. The record is from RefSeq and is a predicted model, not a curated record. Gene Ontology annotation, molecular function: DNA binding; DNA-binding transcription factor activity. NCBI's taxonomy places the organism in Eukaryota, Viridiplantae, Streptophyta, Magnoliopsida, Asparagales, Asparagaceae. Bases 954 to 1574 code for a protein of 206 amino acids. Gene Ontology annotation, biological process: regulation of DNA-templated transcription.